Epithele typhae is the source of this 1206-nucleotide messenger RNA. RefSeq lists its product as uncharacterized. The transcript has a single exon. Lineage: Eukaryota; Fungi; Basidiomycota; Agaricomycetes; Polyporales; Epitheliaceae. The coding region runs from base 1 to 1206 and encodes 401 amino acids. The record is from RefSeq and is a predicted model, not a curated record.
AUGCUCUCUGGAACCCCGAAACGUUGCUCUGGCUGUCACGAAUCAGCGUACUGCGGUGAGGUGUGCCAGAAGAGGCACUGGGCGGUCCACAUCUUCGACUGCAAGACGGACAAGCCCAUCGGCACUGUUUACUACCUCGCCCGCGCUUGCCUCAACAAGAUCCCUCCUCUCGACGCGCAGACAAGAGUCGACUACGGCUUCCACAAGAUUUCGUACACCCUCAGCGGACCCGCUGAACUAGACCUCCUGCGGCUGUAUACGCACGUAUUCCACAUGGUCUCCCUCGACGUCUUGCGCCGAUGGCAGCGACAGGGACGACUCGUUCAGGGCAUCAAAUCCGUGUUCGAGGGAUCUCCCCGCGCCCAAGACCCCGCAUAUACCUGGUUCCUCCAGCACGAAUCCCACUUCGACGACCUCACGACCUUCGACGCCGACCGCGCGUGGGAGGUCGCGCAGGACGACGUGAACACCUGGCUGCGUGCCGGCUGGCUGCACAUCGGCCGCUCCUCCAACGACUCUACGGACGACAUCUGGGCGGCGAUCCGCGCGAUGCCGGAGCGGGAGGGCACCUGCCUCCUCUUCUACUUCUUCGCCCUCGCCGGCGUCGUCCCCGCGCCGUGGCAGGAGAUGUGGCUCACGUUCGGCUUCGUCGCGACCACGCACGGCGGGCGCGAGGCGCUCGGAAGCGCGUACCGCACGCUCGCCCACGCGUGCGCGUUCGACGCCUUCUUCACCGCGCACGACGCUGGCGCCCUCCCCGCGCUCUUCCGCGAGCACGGCAUCGCGAUACCUAACACGCCGUGCUUCGACGACGUCGUGAGCGUCCCGCCUGGGGCCGCGCUGAAGACGGUCUGGAAUUUGAAGCGGCGCAUCGACGUCCUCAUGGCGGCCCUCCCAGGCGAACCGGCGCGACAGGUGCUCGUCGCCCCCGCGGCGGACGUCUUUGCGGCGGACUACGGGUACACAAACUGCCAGAGCGAGGAGGAGACACAGCUGCUGGACGACCUCUACACGCGCGUGUUCACGAAGCUGGAGCGGCCGGUGGAUCCGCUGGAGCUGCACCAGGCGUCCGUCGAGCGGCGGCUGGCCGACUACAUCGGCCGGUUCGCGAACCUGGACGAGCGCGCCACGGACUAUGCGCGCCUUCUGAAGACGGAGGAGCGGGGCGUCGACGCGGAGGUGCGUGGAUGCCUGGAUGCGCAUUGA